UGAUUGGAAGGAAACCAAUCGUCUCGGGACAACAUAACGAUGAGGUCGAUCUCUUCUUGCUCACUCCCCCUGCCGCCAUCGGCACCGCGAACUCCACCGAGAACCCAGCCCCUAUCGAUGGCCUCCUCCCCCUACUCCAUUAAUUGCACUCUCGGUAUCAAGAGUCGCAAACAGCAAGUCGACGAUCCCGGCAUGGGAAUCUCGCGAUGCUUCCAGAAUAUUCUUCUCCGGGCGGUUGCCGGUGCCCUCUCAUUCUCCCUCGCCGCCUCGCUUUCCCUCUUUGACGCCGCGGCCGUCGAGAUUCCGUCGCUGGUUGAUCUCCCGCCGCCCACCUCGGACCUCUGUCGAGAAGAUGAUGGCGAGAUGGCCUCCACUGAUGUGCUGCCGGAAUCGAUCACGAACGAGGGCCUUGUCGAGGAGGCGUGGGAGGUCGUCAACGAGAGCUUCCUUCCGGACGCCGGGGGCCGCUCUUGGUCCCCAGAGAAGUGGAUGCAAAAGAAACAAGACAUCCUUGAUAGCAAAAUACAAACAAGAUCCAGGGCUCAUGAUGUAAUCAAGAAGAUGCUGGCUAGUCUGGGUGAUCCCUAUACCCGGUUUCUUUCUCCUGCAGAAUUCUCAAAGAUGGCAAAGUAUGAUGUUACUGGGAUUGGAAUAAAUCUGAGGGAAGUUCCUGAUGAUAAAGGUACUGUAAAGAUGAAGGUUCUGGGGAUUAUACUAGAUGGUCCUGCUUAUUCUGCUGGAGUGAGACAGGGUGAUGAGCUUUUGUCAGUUAAUGGUGUAGAUGUAAGAGGGAUGUCGGCAUUUGAUGUUUCCUCUCUGCUACAAGGUCCACACGAAACAUUUGUUACAAUUGAGGUUAAACAUGGAAAUUGUGGCCCUAUCCAGUCUAUGAAGGUUGAAAGACAACUUGUUGCUCGUUCUCCUGUUUUCUAUCGUCUGGAAAAAUUUGAUGAUGGAGACAUCUCAGUUGGAUACAUACAUAUAAAAGAAUUCAAUGCAUUGGCAAAAAAAGAUUUGGUUAUUGCAUUAAAACGUCUUCAAACUGCUGGGGCAUCGUACUUUAUUUUGGAUCUUAAGGAUAAUCUUGGUGGUCUUGUGCAGGCUGGAAUUGAGGUUUCGAAGCUUUUCUUGAACAAAGGAGAAACGGUUAUCCAUACAGUCGGUAGGGAUCCUCAAGUCCAGAAAAGUAUUGUUGCAGAAAGUUCUCCCUUCAUUACCAGUCCUCUGAUUGUUCUGGUAAAUAACAGGACUGCAAGUGCAAGUGAAAUAGUUGCUACAGCACUUCAUGAUAAUUGCAAAGCUGUUCUUGUGGGAGAAAGGACUUUUGGCAAGGGCUUAAUACAAUCUGUUUAUGAGCUUGAUGAUGGAUCUGGUGUGGUUGUCACCAUUGGAAAAUAUGUCACACCAAAUUACAAGGACAUUAAUGGAGAUGGAAUAGAACCUGAUUUCCGACGCCUCCCAGCUUUGAAUGAAGUGACCAAUUAUCUUUCCCAAUGCCACACUCAAGACAAAAGUUGAAUGCAGGAGCAACAAAUGAUUCAAGCGUGCAACAUCAACAAAUGAGCUUGAUAUCAUCAACUCUCCGGUUAAUUCUUCAUACUUGUAGUAUUAGCUUAUGGGGUUGCUCAUCACACUGGGCCCUGGUUUCAAGUAGUAGUAACCCGAUGAAAAGGGAGUCGAAGAACACAACACCCCACCUUGCUCACCUUCAGUGCCUGUUCUCAAUCGUAUUUUCCCAGGAGCAUAAUACACAAAAUAGUACAAGUCUCCUAAUUUGAUUUUGGUGUAAUGAAAAUAAUGAAAACUACUUUUCAUGAA
This is a messenger RNA of Musa acuminata AAA Group (dessert banana), 1818 nucleotides long. RefSeq names its product carboxyl-terminal-processing peptidase 1, chloroplastic. The record is from RefSeq and is a predicted model, not a curated record. Gene Ontology annotation, biological process: proteolysis. Gene Ontology annotation, molecular function: protein binding; endopeptidase activity; serine-type peptidase activity. The coding region runs from base 40 to 1518 and encodes 492 amino acids. The transcript is spliced from 13 exons. NCBI's taxonomy places the organism in Eukaryota, Viridiplantae, Streptophyta, Magnoliopsida, Zingiberales, Musaceae.